Molecule: messenger RNA, 2802 nt
Organism: Camellia sinensis
Lineage: Eukaryota; Viridiplantae; Streptophyta; Magnoliopsida; Ericales; Theaceae
Product: BTB/POZ domain-containing protein At5g66560-like
Molecular function (GO): protein binding
Source: RefSeq, a predicted model, not a curated record
AAAGAAGGCUAAAUCUUUUUUCAUUUUUUUCCCCUAUCCUUACAGAAAAAGAAAGGAAAGAGAGCUGAUCUGAUUCAAAAAUAAAGAGAGAUUUCGGAAAAGGAAAUACCAAACCAACCAAGUAUAGUGAUCCCCCCUCUUUUGGAUAUUUGUUCAAGCUCCAUUUGUCCGUUCUGUGCCUUCUCGAUUCCGCUCUGCCCCCCCUUUUCCACAUUUUGCGUCUUUUCUCAACUCAUCAUCAUGGCCAACAACACUUGAUCCCCCGGCUCAAUCUUCCAUUUCACUUCUGCUUACACAAAAGCAAAGUUGAUUUUUCACUUUCAGCUACGAAAAGAGCUUCCUAUUACUCAUUAUGUUCUUGAAUAUAAUCCAUCUCGUUUAGUUAUUGAAGUUUCUUCGUAGAUUUGUGUUUCUGAAGAAAAAUGGCAGCUGAGAAGUCGAGCUCAAAGGGGCAAGCAUGGUUCUGUACCACAGGGUUACCAAGCGACGUUGUUAUCGAAGUCGAUGACAUGACCUUCCAUCUCCACAAGUUCCCUCUAAUGUCGAAAAGUAAGAAGCUUCACGAGCUGAUUACGGAGCAAGAGACAAACCCUACUAGAGUCCAAAAACCAUCUGCUGAUGCGGCAGAAGGAGAAAUUGAUGGUGGCGAAGAGAUCAAAGAAGAGGAAGAAGAAGAGGCCUACAGCAACAUCUCUCUCCCUGAAUUUCCGGGCGGCUCUGAGGCCUUCGAGACCGCCGCCAAGUUCUGUUACGGAGUUAAGAUCGAGCUCUCCUCUUCAAACGUCGCUCCUCUCCGCUGCGCCGGAGAGAUUCUGGAGAUGACCGAAGAAUACUCCGAAGAUAACCUCAUCUCAAGAACCGAGAGGUUUCUCUCCCAAUCAGUCCUCAAAAGCAUCAAGGACUCCAUCAAAACCCUAAAAUCAUGCGAGCGAUUGACGCCUCUGGCCGAGAAUCUCGGCAUUGUUCAGAGGUGCAUCGAUUCCAUCGCUUCCGGGGCUUCUUCAACCGAUCCAUCAUUGUUCGGAUGGCCGGUGAAUGAAAAGGCCGGAACUGGCAGGACUGAAACUGGCGGUCGCCGGAAAACCGCCGGCGCGGACUCUUGGUUUGAGGAACUAGCACUUCUCAGUCUACCGCUAUUCAAACGCUUGAUUUUUGCUAUGAAGACUCAAGAUCUGAGUCCGGAGAUUAUCGAGAACUGUCUCAUUUACUAUGCCAAGAGAUAUAUUCCGGGUAUUUCUCGUUCUAAUCGGAAGCCGUCGUCGUCGUCUUCUAUUCCUUCAGAGAUUGAACAGAGGGAACUGUUGGAGACUGUAAUUACUAAUCUUCCUCCAAAGAAGAGCUCCAGAUCUUCAACGGCGACGAGGUUUUUAUUCGGAUUAUUGAGGACGGCGAACAUAUUGAACAUUUCGGAAGCUUGCAGAGCCACAUUAGAGAGAAAGAUCGGAACAGAGCUCGAUCAAGCAACAUUGGACGAUCUUCUGAUACCGAGCUAUUCGUAUUUAAACGAGACGCUCUACGACGUCGAUUGCAUCGAGAGGAUCUUACGGUACUUUUUGGACUGUUUGGAGGAGAGAUCGGCUGCGAGAAUCGAAGGCGAGGAAGAGAAUAGCAGUGUCAGAUCGGCGGCUCUAAUGCUAGUCGGAAAAUUGAUCGACGGUUAUCUAUCGGAGAUUGCUUCGGAUGCUAAUUUGAAACCAGAGAAGUUCUACGAGCUCGCCGUUGCUCUGCCGGACCACGCCAGGCUCUUCGACGACGGCCUCUACAGAGCCGUCGAUGUCUACCUCAAGGCGCAUCCAUUGAUAUCGGAGGCGGAGAGAGAGAAGAUUUGCGGACUGAUGGACUGCCAGAAGCUGACGCUAGAUGCGUGCACUCACGCGGCGCAAAACGAGCGGCUUCCGCUGAGAGCGGUGGUUCAGGUGCUGUUCUUCGAGCAGCUGCAGCUUCGACAGGCCAUUGCCGGAACACUCGUGGCCGACAUCGCCCCCAGGCCGUCGGAUCUGCGCCGGGAGGGAGACGAUGCGUCGGAAGCCGGAGGCGGUUCAAGCGCAAGAUGGUUGGCAGCAGUGAGGGAGAAUCAGAUGUUGCGGCUGGACAUGGAUAGCAUGAGGUCGCGGGUGCAGGAGCUGGAGCGUGAGUGUUCGGCAAUGAAGAAGGCGAUCGGGAAGAUUGGCGGCGCAGCUGAUGGAGGGAGCGGAGGAUGGAGGAGCUCGAUGACGAAGAAGUUGGGGUGUAAGUUUAAGAUACAAGUGUGUGAUUCGCAUGAACCACCAACGACAACGGUCGUGAAGGGGAGUAAAGGACGAAGCCACAAUCGUCAUCAAUAGAACCAUUGGAAAUUGUUUUCAUUUUUACUCUUUUAUUUUUAGUUAUUAAUUUUUUUUUGUUGAUUUUCCAUGUUGGGUUGUGUAAAAGUUAGGAGGAAUGAACUCGGAUGCCAUUUAAUAGUGGUGUGUACCAAAUGAAGAUAGGAGAGGUAGUGUAGUUAGUUUUCAACAAAAUGUCUCGGCUUCCUAGUUCUGUAUAAAUUGGAGUUGGUCAUGUAACGCCAUAAUAAUCAACAUGCGUACACCGUCAGACAAAGCUCUUUCUUUCUUGUUCACAGGAAGCACUAGCAGAAAGAACAGCUUGAAAGCUAGUGUUGGGCUUGAUGUGCAAAUUGGACCCUGGGUUGAUCCAUGCCUAGUCUAAUUGUGUUAUUUGUGCCCAAAACAUCCAAAGGUUCGCCCAAUUGGAUGUUUGAUUCAGAAUACUUUUGUAACAUAACUGUCACGUGUUUGUUUCUUAGUAUUCACAAUUUUUGAA